GCAACCCCUGAACCAUCGUCAGAUCAAUGUCAUCAACUCCAAGCAGGGGAUCGACGAGGCCAGCCCAUUAUCAGAGAACCCAAACCUCUGGCACCAGACCACAGACCAGAUCACCCAAAUCCUCUCGCACCUCUCCAUCAUCAAAAUAAAAAAAAUAAAAAAAAAUAAAUCCCCUCGCCACCGCCGCCGCCGCCACCUCGCCCAAAUCCUCUCGCUCUCGCCCCGGUCGGCCGUUGUUCCCCACCCCCUCGCCGCCGGUGCCGCCAUGCUCAGGCUGCGUAGCCGCGUCCUCGCCCAUCUCCUCUCUUCUUCUCCAGCCACCUCCCCCGGAUCCCCUCUUCGCCGCCUCCUCUCCGCCAUUUCCCCCAACCCUAGCUUCGCCGCGCACGAGUACCUCGUCUCCACUUGCGGCCUCACGCCAGCACAGGCCGUCAAGGCCUCCGCCAAGCUCUCCCACCUCAAGUCCCCCGCCAAUCCCGACGCCGUGCUCGCCUUCCUCGCCGGCCUCGGUCUCUCCGGCGCCGAUGUCGCCGCCCUCGUCGCCAGGGACCCGCAGUUCCUCUGCGCCAGCGUGGAGAGAACCCUGACGCCCGUCGCCGCCGGGCUCUCUGGCCUCGGCUUAUCGCGUUCCGACAUCGCGCGCCUCGCCUCGCUGGCCGCCCACAAAUUCCGCCAAAAAGCAAUGGUCUCCAAGCUGCACUACUACUUGCGCGUCUUCGGCUCCUUAGACACCUUCCUCCGGGCCAUGAAGGGCGGCCAUCUCCUCUCACACAGCAUCGAGAGGGUGGUCAAGCCCAAUGUCGCGUACCUGCGAGAGUGUGGGUUGCAGGAUUGUGAUAUUGCCAAGUUUUGCAUCCAAAGACCAAGGAUGAUCAUUGCCAGUCCGGAGCAUGUCCAGGCGAUGGUGAGAUGUGCUGAAAGCAUAGGUGUGCCCCGUGCCUCUGGCAUGUUCAGGCAUGCGCUGCAUGCUGUUGCAUUUCACAGCGAGGAGGAGAUCGCAGCCAGGGUGGAGUAUUUGAAGAAAACGUUCAGGUGGUCAGAUGCCGAGGUGGGCAUCGCUGUUUCUAAGGCUCCAACCAUAGUUGCCAUGUCCAAGGAAUCGCUGCAGCCCAUGUCCGAGUUCCUCAUCUCUGAGGUGGGGUUGGAACCGGCAUACAUUGCUCAUCGGCCGGCACUGCUCACUUUCAGCCUGAAGGGCCGGCUAAGAGCCCGACACUAUGUUUUAAAGUUUCUCAAGGAAAAUGGAUUGAUAGAUCAUGGCCAGGACUUCUUUAAUACAGUCAUGGUUAGCGAGAAGGUAUUUAUGGAAAGGUUCAUAUGCCCUCACAAGGAAGCUGCACCUCAUCUUGCUGAAGACUAUGCAACCGCUUGCAGAGGGGAAGUGCCUGCCAGAUUCAGUUUUACAUGAAUCAAGACCGGUAUGAGAAUGGGUGAAAAUGUGCUGAAACUGGAUGUACAUGGUGUUUUUCUUUCUUCUUCCAGGAAACAAAAUGAAACAUGGCGGCUAUGGCUUUGCUGUGAUGUAUAUUAAUCUGAAGGCCCUGAAGCUUCAGUGACAAGUUAAAGAGUUGGAGCACGGCUUGCAUUGAGGAUGUCUUUGUUUGGUACUCAUGACAGCUCCUGGAUCAACUACAUAGUAGAGCAGCUUAACGUUGCAUCCGAUAAAUUGUGCUACGCUUAUCAGAUUGGUGCAGAAGCAAAUUAUUUCAAGGAAAAUAAAUCCAGUCAUUGUAAUGGCGGUUUUAGAAGAGAUGCUAAAGUUAAUUCAAGAGAUUUGAGAUGUGCUUAUGUUCUAUGAUUUUUCAUUCAAGAGGGGAAGAUAAAGAGGGGGCAAGAUGAAGAGGAAAAGUGGAAGAAGGAUAGCAACUAUGUGCCUGCUGUAACCGACUCUUCCUCACCUGACUACUACAACGCAGGCAGUUUCUUAUAAGCGGAAGAGGUAGGCACAAUGGGCAAUAUAGCGCAGAUGAUGUCACUUUCUAAUAAGAUGGAUUUGUGGUCACCGAGGGGCACGGGCCACGACUCGCGCGGCCUCUGCACCCUGGCGUCGAUCCGCCGUCUGCUGCCGGCCAGAGGUCACCGAGGGGCACGGGCCACGACUCGCCCGACCACUGCACCCUGGCGACGCAGGGCCAAAGGCGACGGCCGCGCUUCAUUAUCACCGAGAGGAGCGACGGCCGCCCACGUCGCCAUUGCCAUCGUCCUUCAGGUGCUCUUCCUGUUGCUCUCGUCGUCCCCCUCCUAGCCACUGAUCUGGGAUCUCCUCUCCGUUUAUUAUGGCAUGGCUUGCAACUGUACCAUAGAUUUGAGUGAUAGGAUUGUUGUGCAGACUAUAAUGUGGAAUCAAGAUUUGGUUGAGAGAGAGAGAGAGAGAGAUCUUGCUUUGUGUCCUGUAAUCAGAUUUAAAUGACACUCUAUUUAUAGUAGAUAGGCACAUGGUUCAUUGCUGUCUUGCUAGACCUGUGUGGCAAAUGCCAGUGUGUUUAUCUGUACAUAUAGCGGCCUCUUUGAUUUUUUCUUCCUCUAGGAGAUGAUGCUGAAAAUGAUCACAUUUAUGAAGUUAUGCUCUGCUUUGGCUCAUGUUUAUAUCUUAAUCCAAGAAACUGGUUCUCUCUUUUGUCAACGAGGUCCGUCAUGGUGGCGCUCUAGAAGGGGCGUGCUGAACCUGGACCGGCCUCUUCUCGGGCAGCAACGGCCUCUUCUCGGCAAGCACGGAUCGCAGGGUUGUCUUCCUCUCUGGACUCUUCCACACCGUCAUGGAUGCCGCAUACUAGGAUAUCCCUUUAGCUGCAGAAGCUCUAAAGAGCAAACUAAUGUGGCUUACGUUGUCACUGCUCCUCUUGGAUUGCAUGAGCUUAUGGUGGAUUGCAAAGAGGUGUCGGCUUGCGAUCGACCAUAUCUGUUCUAUCUACCCGGAGGCCGGAUCUCUCUCAGUUCACUCAGGAGCACCUUUGUUCUGCUGUAGCUCACAAUGUAAGAGGAGCACAUCCUAUCAGCUUAAAUCACAAGCCAUGGAGCAGAAUCGAUUUGACCAAUGGAAACAACUAUUGCAGACUUGGCUGGGGUAGACCCCUGCGACAUCAUGAACGAAGGCUCAAGAAGAGCCCAGCUUUGAAUUAACAAAGCCAUCAAUCGGCCAGGAGUGCAAGACUACAACUUACAACAAGAAAGAGGAAAGCGGAAAUAAAGAUACAAUGUGCUCAGCAGAACAACUCGAAGGCAAAGAGCACACACCACUCUUGCCAUCGAACGACGCAAAGCCGAAAACUAGCUAACCUACUGAGGUGACGGGAGGAGGGCACCACCAUGCAUGUUUUGUGUCGUUGGCUGCCACCAAAGGAUCGAGUAGUUCUUAUACAUCUAAUGUACAUGCUCUUUAUGCAUCUAUCAUGAUUUUAAGCUAUUAUGGUACGGCAUUGGUGUCAUCACGAAAAAGAUUCUGAAACUAACUCCUAAAGAUGUCAAACAGGGACAUGGAAAGUAUAUGAGGUCAAAAUAUUAUUCUCAGAAGAUGUCAGCAAAUCCAGUCUGGUGCAAGGCAAUAGUACCAUUCAUGUCCUAGAAGUUGUAGCUUCCAGCCUUUUAGUAACUACACAAAAACUGCCAAAGCUUCAGAGCCAUCAUGUACAGGUCGAGUUGCAAGAGGACCGUCUCAUGGCCUAUUUCAGUUGGAAACUUGCAUCAAGAUGUACUUGAGCUACAUUAAGUUUGAGGGCUAAUUUUCUGCGGAUUUGUAUGCCUUGAUCAGGUAUUAGGAUCAUGGUUAUUUGUGGUAUAUGUAUAGAGGCAUAUAGUGGAGAUUGAUGAGCAGCGCGACAUUACUC
Messenger RNA from Triticum dicoccoides, 3824 nucleotides. RefSeq names its product transcription termination factor MTERF6, chloroplastic/mitochondrial-like. The record is from RefSeq and is a predicted model, not a curated record. The coding region runs from base 266 to 1408 and encodes 380 amino acids. The transcript is spliced from 13 exons. Gene Ontology annotation, molecular function: double-stranded DNA binding. Gene Ontology annotation, biological process: regulation of DNA-templated transcription. Lineage: Eukaryota; Viridiplantae; Streptophyta; Magnoliopsida; Poales; Poaceae.